This is a messenger RNA of Penicillium verrucosum, 804 nucleotides long. Its product is annotated as YdcF family protein. The transcript has a single exon. Gene Ontology annotation, cellular component: plasma membrane. The record is from RefSeq and is a predicted model, not a curated record. The coding region runs from base 1 to 804 and encodes 267 amino acids. Lineage: Eukaryota; Fungi; Ascomycota; Eurotiomycetes; Eurotiales; Aspergillaceae.
AUGACCGCAAACUCCUCCAUGGUAGCGGAUAUCAACCUCCUAUCAGAAUUUCUCGGCGAUAAUCAAUUACCCGAUCUCUCCACCACAUCCCCAGUCGGCUGCAUUGUCAUAUGCGCCUCAGCCGUUCUCCACAGUGCCGAGGUUCUCUUCAAGACUCUUCAGCAAAGACCAUCGCUUACCAAAGCUCUCGUACUAUGUGGUGGCAUCGGACACUCUACCGAACUGCUUUAUGAUGCAGUGAAAUGUCAUCCAGUCUAUUCACGCAUCGCCGAUGAAAUCCAGGGUCUCCCUGAAGCCAAAGUUCUCGAACGAAUUCUAGAUGAGUUCUUCGAUAGAUCUCUCAUCAUCAAAGAAGGAUGCCAGAUUCUCCUUGAACCCCGAUCUACAAAUUGCGGACAGAAUGCUUCAUUCUCUCGCAAAGUCCUCGAUGAAGCGGGCUUUCGGGAACCAGCUACUUGCAUUAUCAUUCAGGACCCCACGAUGAUGCUCCGGACCAAGGCAUCAUUUGAGAAGGCGUAUGAGAGUACCCAAACUCCGGUCUCGGUUAUCAGUUGCCCGGUAUUUGUUCCGCGGGUGCAAUUGUCCCGUAACGGAGCCAUUGAGUAUUCGGACAUGUCGCCGCCGUCCGAGUUGUGGCCACAAAGUCGGUUUCUGGAGCUGAUCAUGGGCGAGAUACCGAGGUUGAGAGACGAUAAAGAUGGUUAUGGUCCUCAGGGGCGUGGGUUCAUUGCUCAUGUGGAUGUUCCACGCCAUAUUGAGGCAGCUUGGUCUCGACUACAAGUGGUGACUCAGAGCUCUAGAUAG